Paramecium sonneborni is the source of this 11626-nucleotide messenger RNA. NCBI's taxonomy places the organism in Eukaryota, Ciliophora, Oligohymenophorea, Peniculida, Parameciidae. The record is from the annotation of a GenBank genome assembly.
AUGGAGAAUUGGAAUUUGAUUAGAUAAGAAUGCAAACAACAAUCAGAAUCUGUUAUUGCUUAUUUAUUCUAAAGAUUCCCAAGCCUCCGAAACAUACUUAAGAGUUAAAUUUUAAACACUUUACCUAAUUCCUAUUUAAUAUGCUAUGUUUUAGACAAUUGUACUCCUAUAGGUGAUGGUGCAUUUGCUCUUAAUCUAAAAGCAUUAAAAGGGAUUAUAAUAGCAGAACCAGAAAAGAGAUUGUUUCUUGAAAAAGAAUUCUAUGACCAAAGAUUAAAAAAUAGAAAGAUCAAACAUGUUUUUGCACUUACAUAAUAAAAUAAAAGGGUUAAUACAGGAAAUGAUUUUUAGGUAGAUAAAAUUAAAUUGGAUGAAUUAACUUAUAUGCUUGAUUAAACUAAUUUUAUUUUUAUCUGUGGUCCAUUUGGUUGUGGCAAAACAACAUUACUUAAAUAUUAUUUUGAGUUUCAUAAAUAAAAAGAAUUAACAUUAUACAUGGAUGAAACCAUUGAUUUCUAAUCUUUGGUGGGUUAAUUUGUAUGUACUGAAUAAAUUGGAGUAUUUACACAUAAGGCUGGACCUUUAUUGUUUUGUGAAAAUAUUGGAGCUUAUUUAGUAUUGAAAAAUUAUUCAGAAACUAGUGAAGAUUUCAAACAACAAUUAAGAAGAGCUUUAUAAUUAAAAUAUGUUGAAGUAAAUGGAUAAAAAAAGGAAAUAUCGAAUUUGAAAGUUAUUGCAUUAUAAAAAGAUAUAAUUGAAGAUGAGUAUGUAUUAACUAUGGAAGCAGUUAGUUUUGAUAAACUUAAAUAAAUAAACUGCAGAUAUUUUAAAGAAAUUCUUGAAUGGUAUUAAAAUAGUUAAUAAAAAUUUGAUUUGAAAGAUUUAUAUAAAUUAAAAAAUAGGUUUUAAUAUCAUCUAAAAGAUUAUGAAGAUUAAAUUUAUAUUCCUGAAUAAGUAAGAGUUAAAUUAUGUUUGGAAUGUUGGGAGGUGUUAAAAAUAGAUUUAUCAUAAGUGUUUUAAUUAGAUUAAUUAAGACAAACAACUUUAUUAUAGAGAUAUGAUAAUUACUUAGAAUUUAGUAAAUUAGGUUAGAUAGAAAUAAAAGAAGAUUGUUAAUCGUUGAUUGUAUAUAACUAAUAUUCAAGCAGAAUAUUAGAAUAAAUAAUGACAUGUAUAUUGAAUGAUGAAGCAUGUCUUUUAGUUGGUGAUACAGGAUGUGGUAAAACAACAUUAACUUAGCAUUGUGCUUAAUUAUUAGGAAAGAAAUUACAUAUUUAUAAUUUAUCAGAAGGAUCAGAUUGCUAAGAUCUUAUAGGUGGAUUUAGACCAUUAAAUUAAGAAACAUUAAUUAAAAUAAAUUAUACAAAGUUUCUUAAAUAUUUUACAAGAACAGUCGAUAGUAAAAAGAAUUAAUAAUUUAUAAAUUCACUUUAAAAAUUAUAUGUUACAAAGAAGUUUAAUAUGCUUGUAAAAUGUAUGAUAGAAACUACAUAAUAAUGUUUAACAAAAGUUAAUGAUAAUAAAUUAAAGGAGAAAAUGAAUAAAUUAUUAAAAAAUCUAAGAAGUUCAGUAUAAGAAAUGAGUUUUUAUUUUUUAACUGGUAAUUUUAUAAAAGCCAUGUAAAAGGGAGAUUGGGUUUUGAUAGAUGAAAUAAAUUUAGCAAAUAAUGAAUUAUUAUAAAAAAUAUUGCCAGCAAUAGAAAAAACUUAAUUAUUAUUUUAUGAGAGAGGAGAUGAGAAUCCAAUAAAAAUUCAUCCAAAUUUUAGAAUAUUUGGUUGUAUGAAUCCUGGUACAGAUGUUGGAAAGAAAGAAUUACCAGUAAAUAUAAAGAAUAAGUUCAGUACAAUAUUUUGUCAUGAAUUGUUAGAUAAAUAAGAUAUAAUAGAUUUUAUUAAAGGUCUUAUUGGUCAUUCAUUUGAUGUAAUAAAAUUAGCAGAUUUAUAUUUAAAUUUAAAAGAGAUAUGUAAAAAGCAUUAAUUUAAUUUAUAAACAUUUUCAUUAAGAAAUUUAGCAAGAGCAUUACAUUAUUUUAGAAAUUCAAAGUCAAAAAGUUAAAAUUUAGCAAUGUUUAAUGGUUUAUGUUUAGCAUUUGGUAGUGGAUUAGGAAAAGAUUCUUAAGAUUUAUUUAAUUAAUAAUUAUAAUUAAAUGGAUUAGAUUAUAAAUAAUUUACUCCAUAGAUAUAAUAAUAAAAUUAUAGAAUAUUAGAUUAAUAUAUAGAGAUAUAUGGAUUUUAAUUACCUCGAGGAUAAGAAUAACCAAUAUCACCAGAUAAAUGUGAAUAUUUAAUAACACCAAGUAAUUUUGGUUAUUUAUUAUCUUGUUUAAGAUGUAUAUCAGGAACAGGUAUACCAAUAUUAUUAGAGGGUCCAACAAGUGGUGGUAAAACUUCAUUAAUAUAUUUUAUUGCUAAAAUUUGUGGUCAAAGAUGUCAUAGAAUAAAUAAUCAUUAAAAUACAUAAUUAGAAGAAUAUUUUGGUACUUAUAGUUAAGUAGGUAAUAGUAUAUAAUUUGUUGAUGGAUUAUUAAUUACUGCAAUGAGAAAAGGAGACUGGAUAAUAUUAGAUGAAUUAAAUUUAGCUAGAAGUGAAAUUUUAGAAAAUCUAAAUAGAUUAUUAGAUGAUAAUUAAGAAUUAUUUUUACCAGAAACAUAAACUACUCUUAAACCACAUCCAGGAUUUAGAAUUUUUGGAACAUAGAAUCCAGUAACUUAUAGUGGUAGAAAAUAAUUAUCAAAAGCAUUUAGAAAUAGAUUUAUUGAAAUUUAAGUAGAAGAAAUCUCUACUGAAGAUUUAACAAAUAUUCUCAAAACAAGAUGUUAAUAUCUUCCUGAAACACAUAUUCCUUUAGUUAGAUCAACUUAAGUUUAAAUUAAUCUAUUUAGAGCUAGUGAAUCAUUAUUUAUGGGUAUGGUUACAUUAAGAGAUCUUAUUAAAUGGGGAAAUAGAAUGAAAAAUGCUGGAAGUGGUAAAGAAUCUACUGCUAUGGAAGGUUAUUGUUUAAUUGUUGAAAGAGUUAGAGAUUUACAAUUAAGAAAACAAUUAUAAACUAUUAUUGAAACUAUUUUUAAAGUUAAAUUGCAUCCUGAAUAAUACUAUUAUGAUGUACUUAAAAAUAGUGGUUUAAUAGAAUUUAGUACUAAAUAUAAUAUUUAAUGGAAUCAAUCUUUUAUUAGAAUGACUGCUUUAACUUUAAAAUCUAUAUAAAAUAAUGAGCCUGCUUUAUUAGUAGGACCUCCAGGAAUUGGAAAAACUACUCUAACUACUAUUAUUGCUGAUAAAUUAAAUUUAUAAAAUUAGCAUAUUGUUUGUCAUUAAUAUUUAGAAUUAUCUGAUUUUGUUGGGGCUUUAAGACCAUCAAGAGAUUCAAAUUCAAAUAGUCCUUUUUAAUUUUAAGAUGGUCCAUUAUUAAAAUGUUUUAAAGAAGGUGGAGUAUUUUUAAUUGAUGAAGUAAAUAUGUGUCCAGAAAGUGUAUUAGAAGGAUUAAAUUCAUGUUUAGAAUAACCAGCUACAUUGACAGUUAAUGAUUAAUUUUAUUAAGCUCAUAAAACAUUUGUUAUAAUAGCAGCAAUGAAUCCAUCAGGUGAUUGGGGAAAAAAAGAAUUAACUCCAGCAUUAAGAUCACGAUUUACUGAAAUUUUUGUAUUUAAUCCAUUAUCUAAAAAUGAGAUGCACUCUAUUGUAUAAUAAUUUGAAUAAUUACAUUGUGAUACAAUUUGUGAUACACUUCUUGCUCAUGAAGAUAUGACAUUUAGAGAUCUAUUAUAAAUAGUUGAACAUAUAAAAAAUUUAAGAAUAAAAGGAUUUACUGAUGAAUAAAUAAUUAUUUAAGAAUCAAUAGAUUUUGCACUUGAUUAAGUAUCUUAAAUAAGAAAUAAUUUAUAUUCAAAUAUGGAACUUGAAUCAACAUAAUUAAUUCCUGAAAUAAAUGCAUAUAAAUUAUUAAGAGCUAUAAAUAUUCAUAAUAAACCAAUUAUGAUAUAGGGACCAUAAUAAUGUGGGAAAACACAUAUAAUUUAAUAUUUUGCUAAAUUGAAAGGAAUUAAAUGUGUAAAAAUAAUAUUUGAUGAAUAAUCUGAUUUAUAAGAAUUAUUAGGUACUGAUUAACCUAAUAGUAGUUUGGAUCAAAUUUCUAAAUUAGUAGGAUAUUAAGUAUCAUCUGAAUAAUCAAAUGGUUAAUUUAGAUUUGUACCUGGUCCACUUCUUGAAGGUUUAAAAAAAGGUUAUUGGGUUAUUUUAAAAAAUUUAAAUCUUGCACCAUAAAACGUUUUAGAAGGUUUAAAUUCUAUUUUAGAUCAUAGAAGAGAGAUUUUCAUACCAGAAUUAGGUUAAAUAAUAUAAGUACAUUAAAAUUGUAAAUUAUUUGCUAUUUAAAAUCCUAUGACAUGUGGAGAAGGAAGAAAAGGAUUACCUUUAAGUUUUUUAAAUAGAUUCAUUAAAAUAGAAUUCUAAAAAUAUUCUGAAGAAUUUAAAUUAUAGAUAUGCCCAUCUAUAAAAUUACCAUUGGGUGCAUUAAAUUUAUAUAAUCUUUUAUCUUUCAAUGAAUAAUUAAGAGAUAAAUUAUUAAUUAAUUCAACAAAUGAUUAAAUAACAUCAAAUCAUCUUGAUUCUACACUUUGGGCUUAAUAAAGAAUUCAUUUUAGUGAUUUGAUUAAUUCAGUAUCUCAUUUAAGAUCUCUAUUAAUUAUAGGAGAUAAAUAAAUUGGAAAAAAGUAUCUAAUUGAAAGAGUGGCUAAAUAUUGUAAUUAAUAAUUAGUUAAUAUAUUAUUAAGUAAAUAAACGGAUUCAAUGGAAUUAUUAGGUUAAUAUGUAUAAGGAGAUUAAGAUUCAUUGUUUAAAUGGUAAUUUAGUAGAUUAGUUGAAGCUGCUAUUAAUGGAGAAUGGGUUUUAAUAGAUUCACCAAGUAGAGAAUUAUUUCCUAAAUUGAACUAAUUUAUAGAAGAUGAUCAUUUUACAUUAUUUGGAAUAGAUAUUCCUAUUAAUAAUAAAUUUAAAAUUUUUAUUACUACAGAAUAACUAAAUUUACAUCAUAGUGUUAAAUUAUAUUUAUAAAUGAAUAAUACUCUUUAAUUUUAAUUGUCAUAUUAAUAAGAUAUAAAAAGUAUUAUUUAUUAAGAUUUUGAAGAAUUGUAUGAUCAUCGUGAAAUUAUUUUAUAAUACUUUUCAAAAUACAAUAAUCUUUCCCCAUAAAUUUAAAUUAAAAGAUUAUUAUAAAAAUUACGAAUAUCAAUUGAAUCUAUACUAUUAACAUAAGGUGUGAUGAGCCAGUAUGAAAUUUAAUUAUUAUGCAAUUAAACUUUUCUAAAUUAAGAUAAUAUAUAAAGUUCAAAUCUUUAAUAGAGCCUUAUUGAUUUUAAUAUUCUAUUCAAAAUUGAUAAUCCAAUUAUUGAAAUUAAAGAUUGUAUAUAAUAAAAUGAGAACCCUAUCAAUAUUAAUUAAAUACACAAUUAAUCUUUAAUUAAGAGAAUAAUUAGAGAACAUAAUAAUAUUUAUUUAGAAUAUUUUAGUUAUUGUGAAUAAUCAAUACUUCAAUAACAAUUUCAUGUUAUUUUAUCUUAAAAUCUUUAAGCUUUCAAGGAAAACUCAUUUAAACUGAAAGAAUCAUCUAAUAUUAUUAUACCAGAAUUAGGUACUACAAUUGAAGGUUUAAUUUAAUCUAUUGUUAAAUUAAAAUUACUUUAAUAAUUAGUUACCAUUCUUUAACAAUAAAAUAUAAAUUAUAAUGAUGUUAAAUUAUAUGAAUUUAUGCUUAGAUAAAAUAAAUUAGAUUUUUAGUAAGACAAUGAUUUAUAAGAUAAAAUGAUUAAGACAAUAGAGGAUUGGAAUAAAUAAGAAAUAUAUGAUUAUAUCAUUUUUGAUAAGAGAAUGCCAAAAAUAACAGAAGAAAUUAUUUUAUUAAAAACUAAAAUAAAUUUAUUGAGUGAAUAAUUAAGAGAAUCAGAAAAUCUUAAAGAGUUUGUUUUAUUGCUUAAAUAAUGUUUAUAAAGUAAACCUUUACCAGCAAUUGAUUCUUGGGUAACCAGUUUAUUAAAAACCUAAGUUCCUAUUCAUUUUAAUGAAUUUCCUCUAAUUUCUGAUAAACUUAGUAUUUUGAAUCAUUAUAGAUUAUACUUAAAUAAAGAAGUUAAUUUUGAAAAUAAAUUAAAUAUCGAUAUUUAUUAAUUGCAAACACUCUUUAAUUAUUAGAAAACUGAUUUAAUACAUUAGGAUCUUAAUUUUGUUUUAAAAUAUGUUUAACUUUAUGUUGAUUAUUUGUAGAUUGAUCCAAAAGUCUAUUCUAAUCCAUUAAAGAUUUGUGGAAGUGAUGAAAUCUAAACUUAUAUUUAAUAUUUAAAGAAUAGACAUUCUAAAGUAGAUUUGAAUUAGACCUAAUAAAUUUUAUUAUAAGGAUAUUUAUAAGCCUAAUUAUUUGAGCUUCCUUUCUAUAAAUAAUUAUUAAAUCGAUUUUAAUUUUCAAGAUCAUAACAUAUCUUUUAUAAUAAAACUAUUGAAAAAACAAUUACAAUAGAUUUCUUCUAAAAGAUUAUUGACCUUACUGAUGAUGAUCUUAUGAAAUUGUCUUCAAAUGAAAUACAAUUAAUAAUUUUAAAACUUUAUUUAGAACAAUUAGAGUAAGCAUAAAAUGCCUAUUUUGAUUCAUAAUAUCUUCUUAAAGGGUAUUAUUAAGAAAAAAACUAGCAAUUAAAUGAAUUAUUAUAAUCAACUAAACAGAAAGUUGAAUUAAUCUAAGAAAGAUUAUUUAUAAGAGAUUCUAAUUAAUCUAAUUUAGAAGCUACUAUGCAAUUUAUUUAAGAUUUAAAAUAAGCUUUACAAACAAUAAGCAAAAAUAUGAAUAAAUCUUAUAUUGAGGCUUGGAUUGUUUAAUCUUAUGAUAAAUAUUAUUAUGGUUUUAAAGAUUUUCUUUAACCAAUUUAUGAAUCUUUAAUGUUUAUUGAAUUUCCAAUAGAACCAUCUGCCAAUCUAAUAAAUAGUGGAUUUAAAUAUUAAUUAUAAAGAUUAAAGGGAUAAAGUUUUAUUACAUUUUCAGAUUAAUAAUUAAUUAGUCAAGAAGAGAGAGAUGUCUUUAAAAUGGAUGAUGCUAAAAUGUAUAUUUUAUUAAGUAGAAAAAUUAAAGGAUUAGUUGUAGAAUAGUAUAAUGAUAACACUGUAGAGAAUGAAUAGAAGUAAUUAGAAUAAUAAUUAAAAAAAGAGUUAAAUUAAUAUAGAGAAGAAUUAGAAUAAGUUGGAAAAGUAACAACUGAAGAAUUGAAACAUAAUGUAAGAGAAGAAUUAAGUUAAUUAGAUAUUUUAAGUAAAGAAUUUUUAGAAUAUAUUUUGGAAUUAGAAUGUUUAAAUAAGAAUCCUUUAAUUAUAACAAAAAUGUUUGGACGAUUUAUUUAGCCAACUUUGUAAAUUUCUGAUGAAAUACAUAUAGAUGCAUUCUUAUAUAAGUUUUAAUUCAAUAAAUUAUAAAAUGUAUAUAAAUAAACUGAUUAAGAUGAAAUAGUUAAAGCAACUGAUUUAUUAAUGAAUAUUUUGAUAAAAAUAAAGUAAAUAUAAGAGGAUGAUUUAUUUGCAGAAAAUGAAGUAAUCUAAAGUAUGGGAACAUUUAUAGUUCAUUUAUUAAAAUAGAAUGCUUAUUCAACUCCUUUAAUAAAGCUGAUAACUGGAAUUGAAUUACUUUUAGAGAAAAUAGAAUUGUGGGAUAAAACAGUUCCAAAAGAAUAUAAAUUAUAUGGAUUUGAAUUACAGAAUAUUGUUAUAAAAUGGAGAAAAAUUGAAAGAGAUGGAUGGAAAUACAUAUUAGCUAAUAAGAUUUAAGAACUUUGGUGUGUUGAAAGUAUUAUAUUAUUUAAAUUGUUAAGAGAUUUAUCACAUAACUCACUUAAGACAUAUUUAAAUGAAUGUGAUAUAGGAGUAUUUGAAAUAAGAAUAAUUAUGCUUAGAUAAAUACUUUAAUAUGUAAAUUAAACAUAGAGAUAAUUAAUAUCUUAACAUAUUGAAUAAAGUUCAAUAUUUGUAGAUACAUAUAAUUAAUAGUUAGGAUCAACUGUUUAAGGAUAUAUUAAGGAAGUAGCUGAAUAUCGUAAAUUAGUAAGUUGGGAAUCCAAAAAUUAUAUAAUUGUAUAAUAAACAUCACAUAAAAUGCAUGGAAAAUUAAUUAAAGUUUAAGGUAGAUUUAGAUCUUAUUUGAAUGAAAAAUUGUAAAAACUUGUUAUUAAAACUCAAUUAUAAGAUGAAUUUACUGAUUGUAUAGAAGGAUUCUUAUUAAAAUCUAAAUAAUUUUAAUAAAAGCCUUAAAUAUCUAAAUCAUUCUAUUAGUUGCUUUAAAAUAUAAUUGAACAAAGUUUAGAGAGAGUUAAGAAUUUAAAAGAUUAAAAAUCUAAUUCAAAAUUAGCUGCUUUAAAAAACUUUUAGGAAUAUAUAAGUACAUUAUUGGGAUUAAGAAUGCAUUAAACAUAUAAAGAAGAUAAUCAUUUAUUAUAAAAUGAAGCUCAUCCUUUAAUUUCAAAAGCUUCAUUUUAUUACUAUAAAGCAAUAUCUGUUAUGGAAUAAUCAGUUUUAUAAAUAGGGAAAUUUGUACCUGCAGAAUAUUCAACUAAAUCACUUUCUCUAAUAUUAGAUUAUAUUAGAAAGUUGAAUCAUUAAUUUAAAUUAAUUAGACCAUUAAUUAAAAAUGAAAAUGAGACAAUUAUAAAGAAAAUUUAAAUUGUUCCAUAAGAUUAUUUAAAUUGUUUUAAAGAAACUGAUAUUUAUGAAUAAUUAAAUGAUUUUAAUAUAAAAUAAGAUGAAUAAUCUUUAGCAUUAUUACUUGCUUUAAUUGAAUCAAAGUUUCGUAAUUAUAAUGUUAAAUAUGAAAGUUUAUACCACAUUUUAAAAUAAUUAUAUGAUUAUUUAUCAUCAUUAAAGAUUAAUUCUAUAAAUUAGAAUAUAGAGAAUUAAGAAAAAUAACAAAUAAAUUAAGAAAAGAUAUAAAUAGUAUAUGCAAAAUAUAUAAAGAAUCUUGAAUAAGAAGAAAAUUUAUUAGCUGGAGAAAUUAAAAUAUUAAAUUCAUUCAAUAAACAUGGAAUUGAUUAAUAGAAAUUAAAUUUAAUAAUAAAGAAUUUAGAAUAUAGUUGUAAAUUUUUAUAUUUUAUGACGAGUAUACUAUGUAAUAUAAUAGUUUAAGGAUUUUGUUAAAAAGAAGAAGAUUAGGAUGAAAAUGGAGAAGAAAAUGCAGAAAAUUUUUAAGCAGGAACAGGUAUUGGAGAAGGAAAGGGAGAAUAGAAUGUUACAAAAGAAAUUGAAUAUGAAGAAUAAUUAUUAGGAGAAUAAAAAUAAUAAUAAUAAUAAUAAUAACCUGAAGAAGAAGAAUAAGAAUAAGAUAAAGAAAAAGAUAAAAAUGAAGAUGCUUUUGAUAUGAAGAAUGAUUUUGAUGGUUAAAAUGAAGAAUAAAAUAAAGAUGAAGAGAAUGAAGAAUAAGAAUAAGAAUAAGAAAAGAAUUCAAUGGAUGAAGGUUUUUCAUCAGUAAAUGAAGAUAAUGAAGAUAUGAAAUAAUAUUAAGGAAGUGAAGAAGAUGAGGAUGAAUAAGAUGAAUAAAAAUCAAAUAGAAAGAAAUCAGAUAUAGAAUUUAAUGCUGAUGAAGAAAAAGAUGAUAAAAAAAUAUAAGCAAAAGAAGAAAGAGAAUAAAAGUAAAAUAAUUAAAAAAGAAAUAUGAAAGAUUUAAAUGAAGAUAGUCAUGAUUUAAAUAGUUAGAUGGAAUAAGAAGAAUAAGAUGGAGAAGAUGAUAAUGAAGAAUCAAUGUAAGAAUCAGGAGAAGAUCUAAAAGAUUAUGCAGGAAAAGGUGGAGAAUAAUUAGAAUCUAUGGAUGAAGAAAAUAUUGAAGAAUUAGAAAAUAAUAAUAAUAAUUCAUAAAAUUAAGAUAAUAUAAGUAUGAAUGAAGAAUCAAAUUAGAAUCCAGAUCAAAUGCCUAUAGAAGAAGAUAUUAAAUUUGAUGAACCUAAUAUGGAAUAAGAACCUGAAAAAUAAGAUAUUAAUGAAGAUAUUAUGUAAAAAUAACCUGAAGAAUUAGAAAAAUAAGAUAAUCAUAAUAUGGAAUAAGAAGAUCAAAAUUAAAAUUAAUUAUUCACUAAUUAAAAAGAUAUUGAAGAUUAAUUAAAUGAAUAAGCAUAAGAUUAAGGAUAAUAAGGAGAAGAAGGUAAUCAAAAUAAUGAAGAUUAAGAUAAAAAAUAAUAAGAAAAAGAUAAUAAGAAUUAAAAAUAAAAAGAAUAAGGAGAAAAAGGUGGAGAUUCAAAGUUAGAAAUAAUCAAAAAGUUAUUUGAUGCAUUAGAAUAACACUUAACAAAAGAAGAUAUGGAUAAUUUCAAAAAGGAUCUAAAUGUUCAUGAUAGUGAUUAAGAAGAAAAUGAAAAUGAAGAUGGAUUAUAAGAUAAUGAUUAUAAAAUAUCAAAAGAUUAAAUAUAACAUAAAAGAGAUAAUAUAACUAAUUUACCAACUAAAUUUUAAUAAAAUGAAACUUAAGAAAUGAAAAGAGAAGGAGAAUAGAAUAAAGAAAAAGGAUAAGGUAAAAAUAUGGAUGAAGAAAAAGAAGAUAUAAAUAAUGAAUAAGAAAAAUCAAAUAAUGAAAACGAAAAUAAAAAUUAGAGUAACAAAGAAUUUAUAAUACCUUAACCUAUAGAAAUUGAAAAUAAAAAUAUAAGUGAUAUAUCAAUUGAAGAAUAUAUCAAAUAAUAUUUUAGAUUGGGAUAUGAUGUAAAUGUAGACACUAAUUUAUAAAAAGGAUUAGAAAUGUGGCCUAAAUUAUAAUAGGAAGUUCUUGAAAGUUCUAUUCAUCUUUGUGAAGAACUGAAGUCUAUUUUAAUUGCUACUUAAGUUUCUGCUUUAAAAGGAGAUUAUAAAACAGGAAAAAGAUUAAAUAUGAAAAAAAUAAUACCUUAUAUAGCUAGUAAUUAUAGAAAAGAUAAAAUAUGGUUGAGGAGAACCUAACCAUAAAAAAGAACUUUUUAAAUACUUUUAGCUUUGGAUGAUUCAUUAAGCAUGAGUGAAAAUUAAGUAGGUUAUUUAUCACUUUAGUCUUUAACAUCUUUAUCCUUAGCUUUAUCUAAAAUGGAAGCAGGAUAAAUAGGUAUAGCUAGUAUUCAUGAAGGAAUGAGACUAUUACAUGAUUUUUCUAAGCCAUUUACUUAAUUAGAUUGUCCUCUCAUUUUAGGUUAAUUUAAUUUUGAAUUUGAAUCUAAACAAAGUAGUGAACUAUCUUUAAUGAGAUUUAUGAGAGAAUCAAUAGAUAAAUUUAAAAACAUUAGAGUUUCUAAUGCAUAAUAAAUUUGUUUUAUUAUGUCCGAUGGUAAGUUUAACAAGAAGAUGGUGAGACCUCUAGUGAGAGAAGCUGAAGAACUACAAAUAUUCUAUGUAUUUAUUAUUCUAGAUAGAGAAGGUAUAAUAUUAAUAUAUAAAUUAGAUUAAUCAAUAACAAAUAUCAAGUCUACUCAUUAUGUAACUGUCAAUGAUAAAUAGAAGAUAGAGAUAAGAAAUUAUUUAGAGGAUUUCCCAUUUAGAUAUUAUAUUAUAAUAAAAGUAAAUUGUUUUAUAUAUCAUAGUCUCCACAUGAAUUGAAUCAUGUACUUGUAAAUAUUUUAAGAUAAUACUACUAAUUAUUGGAAUGAAGGCAGGC